Messenger RNA from Stegostoma tigrinum, 639 nucleotides. RefSeq names its product ferritin, middle subunit-like. The transcript has 5 exons. Bases 1 to 639 code for a protein of 212 amino acids. Lineage: Eukaryota; Metazoa; Chordata; Chondrichthyes; Orectolobiformes; Stegostomatidae. Gene Ontology annotation, molecular function: ferric iron binding; ferrous iron binding. Gene Ontology annotation, biological process: intracellular iron ion homeostasis; iron ion transport. The record is from RefSeq and is a predicted model, not a curated record. Gene Ontology annotation, cellular component: cytoplasm.
AUGGCCUCCCAGAUCAGUCAGAACUAUCACCAGGAUUGUGAAGCUGCUGUCAACAAGCAGAUUAAUGUGGAGCUCACUGCCUCCUAUCUCUAUCAGUCUUUGAUGUCCUACUUUGACCGGGAUGAUGUUGCCCUCACCCAUGUCUCCCGGUUCUUCAAAGAUCAGUCCCAGGAGAAGCAGGAACAUGCAGAGAAGCUGCUGAAAUUCCAGAAUCGGCGUGGAGGCAGAGUCCUCCUCCAGGAUGUGAAGAAGCCAGAGAGGGAUGAGUGGGGUAACAGUCUGCAGGCGCUGCAGGUUGCCCUGGAUCUGGAGAAGAAUGUGAACCAGAGUUUGCUGGAUCUACACCAACUCUCCACAGCCCAGACUGACCCUCAUCUGUGUGACUUCCUGGAGACUCACUAUUUGGAUGAGGAGGUGGAGAUCAUCAAGCAACUUGGGGACAACAUCACCAACCUGAAGCGCCUGGGAGCCCCUGAGAAUGGGAUGGGAGAGUACCUGUUUGACAGGCUCUCCCUGGAGCAACACAAAGUGAAGACAGCCCUUUAUCUACUGACCCAGCUGCCUGAUCACAAAGGUCUAAAGGAAGAGGCCCAGCAGGCUCUGAUUUCAAUCCAGCUGGCGGAAGCAGCAGAGGUGUGA